Molecule: messenger RNA, 1650 nt
Organism: Penicillium cinerascens
Lineage: Eukaryota; Fungi; Ascomycota; Eurotiomycetes; Eurotiales; Aspergillaceae
Product: fungal specific transcription factor domain-containing protein
Exons: 6
Coding region: 1-1650 (549 amino acids)
Biological process (GO): positive regulation of transcription by RNA polymerase II; DNA-templated transcription
Cellular component (GO): nucleus
Molecular function (GO): zinc ion binding; sequence-specific DNA binding
Source: RefSeq, a predicted model, not a curated record
AUGAACCGAUCCACCUCGGCGAAUCUGCCGCAAGUGACGCCUCUGGUGAAUCCCAGCUACGGGGAGGAUCCAGAUCCCCCCACCAUCAUCAAAGGCAAGAGAAAUCCUUUUGGCCCCGUCAAGGGAGAGAGCUCCCAGCGACUCAAGACAAUCAGAGCGGGACUUGGCCCACCGCCGCUGCCACCACCGCUGGAGCUGACUUCCGAUGACCGGCCAGACGAGCAGCAGUACUUCAAACAUGAUGCAAGCUUCCCAACAUCCAUUCAACAGCCCGUACAGCAUGAGGCUACCCAUCGUGCUCCUACGAGCAGUACCGAUCUCUUGACGGCGGACUUCCAGGGAGGCUACCUAGAUUUGGUAUCAGGAACCUCGUUCAUCAACCGGGUAUGUCAGCGUCUCAACCAAGACAAGACGUCCACGGGUGCCGGACAAGCGUAUUCAAGCCUCUAUACGCUUGAUUUCACCCUUCCUCCAUUGGAGAGGGCACUGGAGAUGGUCGAAACGUACUUUGAAUAUGCAGUUGUGACCUACCGGUUCUUGCAUCGCGGUCAUGUCGAGCAAUGGCUUCGUCAGAUCUACCAGAGCAAUAUUUUGACGACAAACCUGCCCACAGACCUGAUGGUGGGGCGGUGCUGUAUUGUGUACAGUUUUCUUGCGAUUGGUACACUUUAUGAGAGGCGCGCUCCCGAGUCCGGCGUAGAUUAUGAUGAGCAGAGUCUCUACCUACUGGCGUCGUCCCGAGCCAGUGAGUGCUGGUUCGCGUUCGGCACCACCGUUCAGUUCUUGACCGCUCUUAACAUGCACCGCAAAUGGCCGUCCACUAUGGUUAAGGAGGGCAAGGGCACAUACAUUGAACAAGAACUUUGGAAGAGAACUUUUUGGAGCGUGUGCACAUUGGACAAGUAUCUGAGCGUGAUGUUCGGCCGGCCACGGUUGCUGCACGAUGAGGACUUUGAUCAAGAGCUUCCGGACGAGGUGGCGGAUCCAGACUUGUUGAUCAAUGAGCCGAGCAUGCGAUCUGGAGUGGCGGAUGAUGUGAUGAUUGCAUCCGUACUGCAUUACCGCCAAAAGACUCUCAUUCAUGGGUUUUGGUUUACCCAUUACGUGUGUUUCUGUGCCGUUACUGUGGUGUACAUCCACAUUAUCAAACAGUAUCAAGCUUCAUCGACGGGCGCUCCACCGAACAAGAAGGUGGAAAACAGCAGCCAGCUGCAAUAUCUGUUCAGCCUCGCAGAGACCUGCCAACAGCAUCUGAGGAAGGCCACCUCCCGGAGUAGUCCCAACCGUCGCUACGGCAUUAUUCUGGAGCAGUUGCGCCUGGAGGUCCACCGACAAGUCGUCUCCAGUCUCCGACCAGGCGCUCAAGUGGAGACAGAAGAUGACAGCCAUAAGGACCUUUCCAAAGCAGACAGUUUUCUUCCGCCUAGCUUCGAUCCCACCCCCGUUACCGCCGUCUCCCCGAAGCCGCAUAACAUGGCAUUCGAUGCAUUGCCAGCCGACCUCUUUGCCUCUCAUCUUGUGGACGACUCAAUCAAGUUAUACGAUAGUUUUGGUUUCCCGGAUAACUCCGAUACUUCGGCCUGGUGGGUACAACUAGACUCCUGGGCUUACACCGAUCUUUCUGAGGAACCUUCUAUCUUCCGGUUUUAG